AAGAGCCAAAAGGAGGACCAUCAUUAAAUUACUAACUUUUUAGCACCCAGCAAAAAAAGCGAGUCCAGGAAACAGCCAGAAGAUAUCGGAAAAAUGCCACCGAAAAAGAAAUUGAGCAAAAAGGAAAAGGCCCGCUUGGAGGCGGAACAGGCCGAACUGUUACGCAUUGAAAUGGAAAAGGAAAAACUCAAAAAACUCGAAGAGGCCAGACAGCGUCGCAAAAUCGAACGGGAACAGGCCAAACAUCGCCUCCAAAUGGAAAUCCAAGAAAAUAAACAGAGACGCGCCCAGUUGAAGAACAGCAUGGCAUUCUUCAAUCAUGUCCAUCAAACCAUUGAUGGGAUAAAACGCGUGGCCAAGGACGAAGUUGAUUGGGAAAAAUUUAUGCGUUGCAAUGGCCUACCGAAUGCCAAUAGUCCAAGCGAUUUACGCAAAUAUAUUCAUCAAUGGAAAAUGGAUGUGGAACGGCGUAAUCGAGAAUCACGCAAUUGGUUGCUGAAGACCAACGAAAGAACUUUGUUGACACAGGAUUUCACGGUGCCCGAUUUGACGAAGGCAACACUGCGCAAGCAGCAGGGUAAUUUGGGUGAUGUCUAUGCGCAGCGUGUCAAGGAGAUAUUGGGGAUCCUCCAAGAACUCAAUGAGGCAUUGAAUGACAAAACCAAUGCUCAACAUACGUUGGCGGAUCUUGGAAAGCUGAAAACGGAAAUAAGAAUUUUACUCAAGGAAUAUUUGGAUGAUUUUACCUACAAGACAAUGUCGCAUGUGGAAAGAGAUAUGGAGAUUGAUCGUCCGGGAGUAUCAAAACAUAUUUAUGAUUCGGAGGUAUUCAAAAGUUUCAUUUGGACAUUUUCCAAGGAUGCACAAAUCUCCCUGAGUGCCAAACCGAGGAUAGGGGAACAAAAUCUGCACAAUGAAAUUGAGUUUCCAUUGAUGAAAAUGCUGCUAUCCCUACCACCAUCGGUCAUACUGUAUAGUUCAGCUCUGAGGGGUUUGUGGCUUAACUAUGAUCACCUAAGUGAUUAUUGUCCCAGUUUUAAUUUGAAGAAACCCAGAUCGCCGCAUAUCAACAUGUUGCAUCAAACAAAAAAGGAAUGGCGCAAACGCAAAGAAAUCUUACAAAAUAUGUUGGAUGAGUGCUCCAAGGAAAUACCGUUGCACGAAUUGGAACAAUACGAACAGGAAGCCUCAAAUCAAAAGUCGCGGGAGAAAAAUUUAGAUGUGGACAAAUUGUAUUUGGAAUAUGAAGAUGAGUUGAAUAAGUUGAGGCGAAAAGCCAUAGGACCGGAAAGUUUUGGCCUGCUCGACACGGAUGUUAAUUUGAGAAAAUAUCGCAUCAUUGGCGGUGUUUAUUGUUUGGAUUAUUUGGAAACGCCACAGCAGGAUAAGCAAUUGAAUGCUCGAUCUUUUAUAAGAACAAUUUUAGCUCCAAACAAACUUUGCCAGAAGGUCUACUAUCAGACCUAUAAACCACCACCCCCACCCUUGCCGGGUGUGAGACGAUUGCCAGAGGAAAUCGAAGCUGAAAUGCGUAUGGUUGAAGCAGCUUUGGACAAAUUGGCGUUGGUUACUGUAGACUUACCCGACAGUGUAAUAUGGUUCGAACCCCCCAUAGCCUGUCGUUGGGAGACCCAAAUGGAAACUCUCGAAGCCGAUUUGACAGAGGGACCCAAACCCAUAUCCAACAGCAAUAACACAACCGAGGCCACUCCCAUAUCGACCACAACCAAUGCCAGUCCCCUAAAGAGCCUCUCGCCUCGUUUCCCCCUCUCAAAACUGCGUAAAAAAAGUUCACAAAAAUCUGGUGCCGUCACAAAUUUACCCGUGAGAGAAAUUAACGAUUUCGACAUGUUCGACAUACCCAGUGAUAUUGAUAUUUAUGGACUGGUUAAAGACUUCAUUGUGCCGAGGAUACCACAAGGAUUUUGUGUCCGCUUCGACACGCAACGUCUGAAGCAAUUGCAACAACAGCAACGUAAACAGCGUAAACACAACAAGCGUUGGAAACAGCCACGACGUCUGCUGUAUUUGGCCAAGCCUAAGAAUGUUAUUUUUACACCAAUUCCCCUGGCGUCGCAGCAAUCUCCUACGCGCACAGCCAGCACCAGCUCCAGCUCCCUGGACAAUAAUCUGACAGAUGAAAAAAUGGUUGUGGUUGUUGUCGAAGAAACACCACCAGCAAUAGCAGCAUCAGCCAAUGCCACCACCUCCAUGCCAUUGGAAAUGUUGCUACUGCAAAGAUCUCGCAUUACUGAGGAUUUUCUAGAUUUGGAUGAGCCCCGGGAAUUCUUUCCAAGUGUUCAAUUUGAAAAAGUAUUAAAAAUAAAAUCAUCCCCACCAACAGCCAUUGUUCCCAUGGCAGGAGAAGACGUUGACAAACAGAUUGUGGCAGAAACAUUGGAUUUGAAAAAACAUCGCCCCAGUGACACAUCCUCCAAAGAGGGAAGGACGGGGAAAUCCGUUAGCCGUAAUAGCAGUAAGGGUAGCUUAGCAAGUGACAAAAGUUCACAAAGUAAGCGUAGCAUUAAGACGGCUGGAAGUGAAGGCAUAUCGAGGCGUUCGUCAUCAGAGAGUCAGAGUGGUUCUUCACAGGCGUCAGAGGGGAAAGGUGCGAAGGAGUUAACAACUUAUAUGUUUUCACAGUUGAUAGAGGACUUGGAUCGUUUGUGCGAAUUACAAAUGCCAUUGCAGGGCGAAGCUUUGGAAAAGAUUUCAGCAAAUCUAAUGGGGAAAAACGGAAGCAGCAACAACAACAGCAGUGGAAAUGGCAACAAUAAUGGCACUGGUGGUGGUGAGGCAUCUCCCAAAGCCAUGGAGGGUGGUGAAACACAAUCUUCUCCUAAAACUGUGCCAGGUGGUGCUGCUGCUGCCGAUGCUGCAGGUCUUGUCUACUAUUCGGGCAUUUCUUUUAUACGUGAUUCCGAUGUCAUGCCAGAGGGAGCGUCAGCGGGUGACGGCAACCAAGCGGAUGAGGAGGAGGAGGUUCUAUUAGAUGAUGAAAGUAGUUCGGAUGAUGAAUACGACGAUGAUUACGAUGAAGAGGAUUAUGACGAAUAUCUUUUAUACGACACAAUGAAUACUAAUGGUACUGGGGGCGGAGGCGUGGGUACUGCUGGUCUGAAUGAUCCAACUCUAACAACGGAUGACAAUUUAACAUAUCGCAGCGAUGCAAGCGGCGGCACCAGUGCAGGUGGCAAGGAUGGAGAAUUGCAAGAUUUUUUGAAAAAGCACACAACGCAGAGUAAUAAUGGCAGUCUGGCAGAUGGAAAAAAAUCCAAACUGUCAAAUGCAGCCGCCGCAUUCACCGAGGGCAAAUGGAGUACAAGAGAUGUGCAUGAUACCAAAUUCAAUGAGGAUAAACUUUCCAUACAAUUUCGAACGGGGCGUUUAGGUAUUUUUGGAUUUGCCUUAAAUCGCUACAGCAAUAUGCCCUAUCAGACAUGGGAAAUAAAACCGGAUUUAAAGAACCCCGGAACGAUACUUUUCAGUUUCACAGCAUCACUGGUCAGUCUCGAUAUAACCAUAACCUCAGAGGGUUAUUGUGUCAAUAAUUUUCAAGGUGGCUCAACCACGGCCAUUAAUGAGAUGAUUGGUCGAACAUUGUCAUUGGAGGCGAUUAAGGAGAUUUUGAUUUCUUCAGCUGUCGAUAUAUUCCCCGAUGAGGAUGCUUUCUGCUAUACGGAGGGUUCGUGCGAAAAGAACUACGUCAUGGAAAUGCAUUUGUAUGCGUGUAUGUCAACAUUGGCAUUGUCACACAAUUUCAGUUGGUCACGUUGGAAUCUGUUGGCAGGUAGCCGGACUGCGGUCUUGUUAAUCCGCGAAUUGAUAGAAGGCAAAAAAGUGCCCAACCACUCUACAUUGCUGGUAACACCCUUGAAAACUGCCAUCAUCGAUUGCACUGAAGUUUCGGCUAGUUUCAAUUCUUUGGGUAUCACCGGUAUGGAAUAUUAUGCCGAUCUCUAUCAGCUGGCUCAAGUCCAUGCUCAGCCGUGUAGCCUUGAGAAGCAACGCACCAUGGAUCCAAUGCUAAGGGACAACGUGGCCACCAUAUUAAUGGCCAUACGGCCCUUGAGUUUUUGUUAAAUUUCCGUAGAACGAAACAAAAAAAAACAGAACAAAAGGAAGUGAAGGAACAUAAAAUAAGCUCGUUCCGCACACGUUUGAAAGAAAACUUAAUUGGUAAACUGAAUACAGCGUCAUUAGAGCAGCAAGCACCGGCAGAAGCAGUAGCAGCAACAACAACAGCCAUGAAACCUUUAUUUUUUCGUAAACGAGGAGGAGGAAGAAGAAGACGAUGAAAGGUGGAAAUCGGGUUAAGUGAGCCUUUUGUCAAGUGCAAUUUUCGAAGAGCAAAUGAGACGAAAGCAAUUGUGAAGCAGCGUCAACUUGCAAGGAUGUGCAGAGGUGUAUGCUGAUGAUGAUUUUCUUUAAACACUUAAUACAGGGGCCACUAAA
Messenger RNA from Musca domestica (house fly), 4455 nucleotides. RefSeq names its product dynein axonemal intermediate chain 7. The coding region runs from base 94 to 4083 and encodes 1329 amino acids. NCBI's taxonomy places the organism in Eukaryota, Metazoa, Arthropoda, Insecta, Diptera, Muscidae. Gene Ontology annotation, molecular function: microtubule binding; beta-tubulin binding. The transcript is spliced from 15 exons. The record is from RefSeq and is a predicted model, not a curated record.